AAUAAUUAAACCACUUAUGGGACAAGCAAAACAGUUAGGAAGGAAAAAAAAAGAAAAAAUCGAUUCAAGCGAUAAGCAGUUUUUAAAAGGUUCCCCAAAGCGGCAAGUAUAAGGAAGAAAACCAAGCACACAAAUUAUAGCGCGCAAAGGGAAGCCUACGAUAUUUUCGCAAAAAAAAACGCAAGAUAAUUACACAAUUUCCAUUAUGACCAAAACUGUACAUGACAAAACUGACGCGAAUGUAUUAAAAGAGAGGAAGCAAAAACAUGGCGCAGUAAAAGAUGGAGGGAGUUACUGUAAGGAUGAGGAGAAAGUGAAGGUGAAAGUGCCCACCAAGGGCCACGACUUUUACAACAUUAUUUUUUUACUGUUGCUAUAUACUAUACAAGGCGUCCCAAUCGGUGUCUCGUCCGUGGUCCCCCUAAUAAUUCAAGACAAAGUGAGCUACUCCCAGUUGAGCAUUUUGUCCCUAGUUAGUAUACCCUUCAGCUUAAAACUGCUGUGGGCCCCGCUUGUCGAUUCUGUGUACCAUAAAAAAAUCGGGAGGAGGAAAAGUUGGAUAAUCCCGCUUCAGCUAAUUUGCAGCUUUUCGAUGAUUUGCUGUGGGAAAUACGUGAGCGUGUGGUUAGGGGAAAGGGGCAACAUCACGAAUCUGUACUUCCUGGCGACCUUCUUCUUCGUGCUGUUCUUUUUGAUGGCUACCCAGGAUAUAGCAGUCGAUGGCUGGGCGCUGACCAUGUUAUCCGAGGAGAACAAAGGGCUAGCCUCCACCUGCAACAUCCUCGGACAGAACAUCGGCUACUGCGUCUCACAGUUGUCCUUCCUGACGUUAAACAACAAGAACAUCUGCUUUUACAUUUUUAGGAAGUACAUACAAUGCAUGCACUCCAUGUUUAACCAGUCUAGUCACUAUAGGCAUUUGCACGAAAGCAUGGACGUGAUAUACCCAUCCUUUCAACCCUUUGUUGAUAUGAAUAUCUUUUUAAAAUUUUGGGGAGUAUUCAUUCUGGCGCUGACCAUAUUGACUUGUUUUAAAAAAGAAAUGAUGGAAGAUAAUGGGAAGGAGAAGAAUGAUGGCGAGGUGAAAAGUGCGCUCGUCAAAAAGGGCAACCAGCACCCCAGUGAAGCAAAACACCCCAAUGAAGCAAAACACCCCAGUGAAGCAAAACACCCCAGUGAAGCAAAACACCCCAGUGAAGCAAAACACCCCAACGAAAGCUCAAACGAGUUCGCCAACUCAAAGGAUACGUAUAAAAACUUGUACCAAUUGCUGUUCCUACCACCGAUGAAAAUAUUCAUUUUUAUAUUCCUCCUGAACCGCUUCCCAUUUGCCUCCGUGGAGGUUGGAACCAACUUCAAAAUGUUGAAAAAAGGCAUCACCAAAGAAGAGUUUGCGAUCUUCAAUCCAUUUUUCAUUCCUAUAUCAAUCAUAUCAUCAGCCAUAAUAGGAAAAAUAAUUAAAAAUAUAAAACCCCUUAGUAUAUACUACUACGGUUACUUACUAAGAUACCUUUCUAACAUAAUUUUGUCCACCUUGUUACCCCUGACGGAGUAUAUAUAUUCGAAUAAGUCGGAGCUCCCGCAAGUUUACUUGUAUUCGUACUACCUGUACAUUUUCGUGGCGCAGGUUUUUAACCAUUUUUGUAUCGACCUCAUGACUGUGUCAUCGAUGAGCUUCCAGAAUAUAAUUUCAGACCCCGAAAUUGGUGGAACCUACAUGACCUUCCUAAACACCGUUAACAACAUGGGAUCACACUGGUCAACCAUAUUUCUGUGGCUACUGGAUUAUACCGACAGAACAGUGUGCUACGGAGGGCUUGUAUUAUUCCUUGCGAAGUGGCCCCUCCAAUUUGCUACACACACAUACACACAGUACACAUGGAAUUACUUACCCAAAAUUUGUCUCCUUUUCCUAUCAGGGAAAUGCCUGCUGAUUGAUGGUUACUACACACAAAUGGUGUUUUCUUUCAUCAUCGGGAUACUCAUAAACAAGUACAUCACAAAGUGCAUCACGAAGCUCCAGGUGGGUUUAACCAACAACUGA
Messenger RNA from Plasmodium cynomolgi strain B, 2044 nucleotides. RefSeq names its product acetyl-CoA transporter. Bases 206 to 2044 code for a protein of 612 amino acids. Gene Ontology annotation, molecular function: acetyl-CoA transmembrane transporter activity. Gene Ontology annotation, cellular component: membrane. The transcript is spliced from 8 exons. Lineage: Eukaryota; Apicomplexa; Aconoidasida; Haemosporida; Plasmodiidae. The record is from RefSeq and is a predicted model, not a curated record.